GGUCAGUAGUGUGCUAAGCGGUCGUGGACGACAGUUGUUAUUAAGAAAAGUAAAUUUUCUAAUUUAACCGUAUCAUAAACAAAAAUGAGUUCAAAAGAGAACAGCGAGGUCGCAGUCGAGAAAAUAGAGAACGACAAGGCAUCGGGGGACGUGAAAUGCGAAAUUAAGGGGACGAAAAGGGCGGCAGAGGAUAAAACCGACGACGCUAAAAAACAAAGAAAAGAGGAGAAUGGUGCGAAUUCGGAUGGUGAUGAUAUAGAAGAGGAGGAAGAAGAAGGAGCGGAAGGGGAGGAGGAAGAUGAGGAGGAGGAUAUUCCGGAGGGGGAUGAAGAGGAAAUUGAGGGAGAAGAGGAUGAUGAGGAGGAUGUGGAAGGUGAAGAGGAGGGUGUGGACGAAGAGGAGGAUGAUGCAUAAUACACAGAGUUUUAACAGUGUACGGACUAGCAGUGAAAAGCCUGGACCAGGUGGAUCCGUUUUCUCUAAUUAUUUUUUUUUAUUAUUUAAUUCACAAUGAUGUAAACUUGCCACUGGUCCAGGAGAAAAAGACUCUAACUUAUUACUGCAACCACCCCUUCAAUUGUAAAAAUGUCCAUUUUGUGUAAAGAUAUAGCUAUAAAUUUAGACUUAAGUUGAUGUCUCACCUCCCCAUUUUUUUUCUUAAUAAUUAAUAAGUAUCUAUUGUGUACAAAAAAAUCAACCAGAGAAAGAAAAAUUUAGGAAAAUGAGAACACGACUUAUUUUUACUUAUAAUAUAAUUUUUUUACUGUUACGUAGAAAAAAAUAAAACGGAACAUAAUAGUGACUUUGCGUGCGCAGAUAAAGGCUUAUUUUUUAAUUAUUAAAAUAGUUAUAACAUUUAUUGUUUCAGAUAUAUUUCAGAUACACUUUUUUUAUUUUUAUUUUAAUACUAAACUUGUAGGUAUAUACGACAUUGAUACGUCUAAAUAAUAAUGAUUUAAAUUGGAUUAUUCUCAUUUUACGUUUCAAUGUUGUAUGUGUCCCAAACGAAAAGAAACGAGCUCUGCCGGCAACGGACGGACAAACGACCGAAAAGAGAUUAAUAAAUUUUCAACAUUUUCUUCGUCGGUUGCCGUUCGACCCCUCAACCCCCACAACCCAUUCCAUCAUUUAUAUACAAUAAAUAAAAUGAGAGAACACAUUAUAGGAGAUAAAGUCUGCGCGGGCCCCGUCACCGACAAAACAAUAAUGAUAUAAUUUUUUCAAUAAAAUUUUAAGAAAAUUACGAAAAAAUAAUCGACGAAAAGAAUUUGUCUACUUAAAAUAUAAGAGUUGUUUUUUAGAUUAAAUUGUAGGUGUGUAUAAUUUCCCAAUUUUCUUCGAUAUAAUUUUUGUCUAAAAUGAUACAGUUGUUUCUUAAUUCCAAGUGUUUUAUUUGACACACACCACCCGUUCGAGUCAACACAGCGCCUGCACGGACGGGAUGAAAUGCAUCGGACGGAGCCAAAGUUGAUCAUCACCCAUGAUAAAAAAGAGAACCGAUGGUUGUACUGUGUGUGUAUCACACUACAGUUUUAUUACUAGUAAUGUUUAAUAAAACGAUAUUUUGUAAGUACAAAA
Onthophagus taurus is the source of this 1578-nucleotide messenger RNA. Its product is annotated as bacchus. The record is from RefSeq and is a predicted model, not a curated record. Lineage: Eukaryota; Metazoa; Arthropoda; Insecta; Coleoptera; Scarabaeidae.